AGGGAAUGAGGCAGUGUGGAAGGGAGUAAAAAGAAACACAAAGAAACUUUUGAGGGUGAUGGAUAUGUUCAUUAUCUUAAUCGUAAUGGGCUCACAUGUCAAAACCCAUCAAAUUGUAUACUUUAAAUACAUUCAGUUUAUUGUAUGUCAAAUAUACCUACAAAAAUUGUUUAAAAAUGAGUAUAUUGUGACUGUUAUACAUACAACUGAAUUCUUCAGAAUUCAGUCAUGCGCUUUUUACUUAAAAAAAAAAUCAAUCCAUAAUCAAAACAAUGUAAAAAUACCUGGAUUAAAUAAUGUCAAUUUCAGGUUUCCUUUUUCCCCCAGCAGCACAGAUAACAAAAGGGCAUAGGUGUUUGGGUGUGGUUCUAUUUCAGUCAUCAAAGACGCCAGGAACAAGGACAAUGAGAGCUUUUAACUUCACUUUACAGAGACCGCACACGAAAGCACGCAAUUGGCUCGAUGUGUGAUUCUCCACCCCUAUUAAAAGGCGAUAAACACGUGCACUUUCCUUUGAGUGUGGGAAACAAGGAAAGAUGGAAUAAUCCAAAGCCAAGCCUGAGACGCCACAUCUGGCAGGGAAAUUCAACUAUAGGCUGACGCACCGGGAGCCCAGGGCUGGGAAGCGUAGGAACUAUAGAGGGAAAAAAAAACACUCAGGCUUUCUCCCAGCACCCCACUUCCGCCGGGGUCACGUGCCCGCGCCGGCGUCCCUCCGCUUUCCAGUCCGGCUCGGCCCCCUGCUCCUGUACUUUCCGUCCGGCCCUCUCGCAGUCCACUCCGGCUCCUGAGCGAAUUAAUGCCCGCCCUCUGACCGGCGAUCCACAUCUGUGCACCUCGCGGUACGGUGUCUCUCUGGGCGCGGCUAAAGGGGCAGUGGGUAGCGCAGUUCCUCUCCUGGAGAUUGGAGAGGCGUCGGGGAACCGCCGGUGUCGCCCUUCUGCUUGCUCAGCAAGAGCUGCUCAGGCGCCCCACACUGAUGAACGAUUGAAGGCUGGGCGUCGGCCUGGUAGGGGCGUUCGUCCCCUCAGUGCCCUCUAAAGGAGAAAGCCGAGGCACUGGGGUGGGGAAGAACCCAGCCGUUCUAGACUCCGCCCCCUCGCUGCUGUGGGGCUUGUUGCCAGUGCUACCUGGAGCCCCUCGGCCCCAGGCUUAGCUUCGUCGUGAGCGGAGAACCUUUUCACACUGCCCUUUCCCUCCCCGUGCAGCCCGCCGACCAUGCCCGCGGGCGUGCCCUUGGCCACCUACCUGAAAAUGUUCGCAGCCAGCCUCCUAGCCAUGUGCGCGGGGGCCGAAGUGGUGCACAGGUACUACCGGCCGGACCUGACGAUACCUGAAAUUCCACCGAAGCCUGGAGAACUCAAAACAGAGCUUUUGGGACUAAAAGAGAGACAGCACAAACCUCAAAUUUCUCAGCAGUAGACACUUAAAUACAACUAUGCCAAGAAUUCUGUGAAUAAUAUUAUAUCUUAA
Molecule: messenger RNA, 1473 nt
Organism: Microcebus murinus (gray mouse lemur)
Lineage: Eukaryota; Metazoa; Chordata; Mammalia; Primates; Cheirogaleidae
Source: RefSeq, a predicted model, not a curated record